GUCAGUGAAGACUCGAUCUGACACUCUUCUGCUGGGAUUGGGCUCUUCUGGAAACUGGACUUUAGAGAAAUGAUGCUGAUCUUUGGACUGAUGCUGCUGCUGCAAACUGCUGCGUGUCUGGAUCGGUUCUACAGGUUUGAUCAAUCUGAUCCCUGUUACGCAGCUCUGGGACACAAACUCAAUCUGCUGACGGUGCUGGACGCUAGAGAAUAUGAGCUGAAAAUAAUAAAGAGAAUAAACAACAACACACAAGAUGAUCGAGUUUGUAGAGUAAAAUAUGGCAGGAUAAAGGAAUGUGAUCUUUAUAAUAACAGACCUGAAGUGACAGUCAUUAAUGGGACUGUGAUAAUAAACCGUGUGAUCAAAACAGAUUCAGGGAAUUACAGAUUAACACUCGAACGCUCAGACGGCACAGAAACAUCUAGAGAUCUUCAAGUGAUUGUUGAAGCUCCUAUUGGCUCAGUGGAAGUGUCAAUCAUCUGCUCCUCCAGUGGGGUGAUGAGGGUGUCCUGCUCCUCUGAGGGGGAUCCGCUCCUCUACAGCUGGACUCUGAAUGGAGAUCCACUGAUGGAUGGAAACAGCAGCAUUGAUCUGGAUGAGGGAACUGAUGGAGACAUCAGCUGCAGCGUGAAGAACCACGUCAGUCACACACAGAAGACCAUUAGACUAGUGUGUCCUACUGCUGGAGAUACAGAGCUCAUAUACGCUGAUAUCUCUCAUGAGAAAAAGGGUGAAAAGGAGAAUACAGGGUUAUGA
This is a messenger RNA of Sinocyclocheilus anshuiensis, 756 nucleotides long. RefSeq lists its product as uncharacterized. NCBI's taxonomy places the organism in Eukaryota, Metazoa, Chordata, Actinopteri, Cypriniformes, Cyprinidae. The coding region runs from base 70 to 756 and encodes 228 amino acids. The transcript has 6 exons. The record is from RefSeq and is a predicted model, not a curated record. Gene Ontology annotation, cellular component: membrane; cell-cell junction.